Messenger RNA from Diorhabda sublineata, 4904 nucleotides. RefSeq names its product transmembrane protein 145. Lineage: Eukaryota; Metazoa; Arthropoda; Insecta; Coleoptera; Chrysomelidae. The coding region runs from base 108 to 1637 and encodes 509 amino acids. Gene Ontology annotation, biological process: response to pheromone; G protein-coupled receptor signaling pathway. The record is from RefSeq and is a predicted model, not a curated record. The transcript has 5 exons.
GUUAAAAAGAAGAAUAAUAUAACAUAUGUCCACUUAAAAUUAGACAACCAUAACAUUUGGCACUGUGGUGGAGGUACCAUGUCAAAAUUAUAUAUUUUCAAAAAAAAAUGUAUAGAAAACACAUAUUUUCGCUGUUUGUUCUGUUGAUUUUUAUGUUUAGUGAAGAAGGGGAAUGUACACAUUUAAAAGGGACAUUUAAAUCUAGUGAUUUUUUUAAAUUUCUAAUAAAAUUUGGUUUCCAAAAGACUGAUCAACAUCAAGCAGAAGUUACUCAUGGAUAUAUAUUUGGAAAUAUUACAUCCAAACAACAAUUUUCAGUUCCUAUAACAUUUGCUGUGUUGGAUAGGCCCUAUUUUCUGGAUUAUUAUAAGAACAGAGUAAUAUUGGAUAAAAAUGAGGCUUGCAAAAGAAUGUUUAGUACACUUAAAACCAGAGCAUACGAUAGUAAGUGCAGUAUAGAUGGAAAAGAUUAUUUGCGAAGAAUUCCUUGCCCGAAAAAUAAAUUGUGUGAAGAUGAGGACAACUCAUGGAAUGUUGUUAAAAAUUAUCAGUUCACAUAUGUGAUUCAAGAUUUCAAACAACCAUCAUUUUGGUACCUUUCAAUAGUAGCUUGCUACCAUGAUACAACAACCUGCGAAUGGCACGAAUACAAAACCUACACUGAUUACGAAAUAGAGUAUGAUAUCUGGCUUGUAAAUGGCAAUCCUAACAGUUCGUCAUAUAGUUCACUAACAUACCAAUUUUCUUUCGACAGACAAAACACUCUAGAACUUUACUUUGUAUUUUGGUUGUGUUACAUGGUAUUGGUACCACUUCAAUGUCACGCAGUUAAAACCCAGAAACAUCCAGUAACUAGACUCUUCACAGCAAGUUUAUUAUUGGAUUUCAUAGCACUUUGUCUCAUUUUGGUACACACAUUGAGGUAUGCUUUAGAUGGAGAAGGGUAUCCUAAAUUAGCUUUGGCUGGAGAUAUAUUUGAUAUUUUAUCCAGGACUACAUUUAUGCUUCUACUGCUUCUUUUAGCUAAGGGGUGGGCUGUAACUCGUUUAGAAUUGACAUGGAAACCUCUUGUUUUUGCUAUAUGGUUGUGCUAUGGUAUAGUACACAUUCUUCUAUACGUUUGGAAUUUAACUGAAGUGGAUAUAAUAGAAGAUAUAGAUGAAUAUCAAACAUGGCCUGGAUGGUUGAUAAUCGUAUUUAGAUCGUUGAUAAUGAUUUGGUUUUUAUAUGAACUUCGUACUACUAUGUUAUACGAACAUAACACUCAAAAAUUGAAUUUUUUGCUCCACUUCGGUGCAUCUAGUUUAGUUUGGUUCAUAUAUUUACCGAUAUUGGCACUUAUAGCUUUACAUGUGUCCGCCUUAUGGAGAUUCAAAUUAUUAUUAGGUAUAACAUAUUCAGCAGACUGUUUUGCAUAUUGCGUGAUGGCCCAUCUGCUAUGGCCGACUCGUUCCGAACAAUAUUUCCUACUGAAGGGGCCUUCUUCAGCAGAUUUGGAGGAACUGGAUGAAUUCAACGAAGCACCUCAUAUCGUCAAUAAUUCCUACACUUCAAUGUCCAGCAUCAAUUCUUAUGAAAUUUGUAAAUACGAUGCUAGCGAAACCCAAAAAACUAAACUUAUCAAUAUAAAUACGUGAAAAAAAAGGAAAAAGAUUUUUUUUUGUUUUUCAAUAUUCGAUAAUGAUAAUGUUGAAAUGAAAAAGAAAGUGUGGUUAAAUUAAGUUAUCUAUUACUAUAUACAAAGACUAGGUACGAUUUUAACUGUAAGUACUUGAUGACUGAGAUUUUUUUCUCUUAACUUAUCAAAGUUGGAUUUUUUUGUAUAAAUUGAAUUGAAUGAGAGCAUCUGAAAGGUUAUAAAAAACACUAAUAUCGUUUUUUUUCUAAAUUAAUUAAAAGUGCCAUAGUAUUGACAUUGCAAAGCCCAACUUCACCUGUACACUAUCUAUGAUUUUGAUUUGAGACAGGUUUUACUAAAUGGUUCCAUUUAUCAUAUUUGAUAGUCAGAGAUGUACAAAAUACAAAGUAUCUGGAAUACAAAAUGCAAGGUAUUUUUAAAUUAAGUAUUUCAGAUACCAGAUAUCAAAUCCUUUCUUUGUAUGUUCAUAUAGAUCAUACUUUUUUUAGGUUAGGUCUUUUCAUGCUUCGUUUACCAUUUAAGAAAAGCACAAUUAGCGGUUCCAUGGCUUUCAGUAGUUAUUCUUGUCGACGCAUUGAAAGUACGUCGUAGAAGUGGUUCAGAAAUGAUUCUACACUUCAUCUAGUACCAUUGAAUUUGAGCAAAAAACUAAAUUCGUUAGCUACUCAAUUUUUUCUAAAGAUGGCGAGUCUAUAUAAUCACUAGGCUUUGAUAGGUUAUAUCAGUUGUGAUUAUAGUGUAGAUAGUGAUUUGUUUGUUUUCUAUUAUCAAGUAGUGCACUUACGUGUUUAUUUUCAAAGCUUGUCAGAAACCAAGUGAAUUUUGGGCUCAGCUCUUUUCGAAUUACACAAGGAACAUUUUCCCAAUUUAUUCGUUAUAUGUUGGGUUCCAUAUGUACAUGAAGAAAUACUUUUUCUUAAAUUCCAAUUUGUAGAUUGCUUAUAAUUUUUAUUUUAUUGCUUUUAUAUUGAUUUUGAGAAAAUAUCUUAUCAAUAUUUAUAAUAUUUUAAAUAUUUAAUACUUGUUAGGUUUUGACAUUUACUUCUUAUCGAAAAACAAAAAGUUUAUCAACAUUGCGCCCCAAAAUUGAUGCAUCUUUUUAUAAAAUAGAAAAAUUGAAUAGAAGGUAUCUCUUUCAAAUCUUUUUUUUAUGUUUUGAUACACCGUUUUUGUGUUGAGUCGUAUUUUUACAAUAUUUAAUAAAAUUAUUCAAAGUCUAAGUUUUAUUAAGUAAAACGGUACAAGAUACCUUUAUUUCAACCAAGGAAUAUAUUGUCACCAUAGUACAACAGAAUUAUCAACACUAGCUAGUAGGAAUAGUAUGCUUCAAAACGUUACGAUAGGAGAUGAUAAUUUGAAAAGAGUAACAAAUGUCUGGGUCUACAGCUUACUAAGGAUGGAAACGAAAACAUAGAGAUUAGAAGAAGAAUCACGUAUGAGUUUGUGUCAAUGAAUGCCAGAUUACAUAAAUACCAUGAAAAUGAAGAUAAAAUGAGUUAUAUCAAAAAUCCAAGAAACUGUAGAUCUCGGACUUUGUUUGAGUACAGAGUGCGCAACAAAUAGUGCGAAUUGAUGGACAAAGAAUGCCGAGAAAACAAUUUUUGAAGGGCGUAGGCCAAUUGAAGAAAAGGUGGUAGACACAAGACGCAAUGAGUCUUCUAGAGAUAUGCAAUUGGAAGAGAGCGAUUCUGGGUCAGAGACAAUUGGGGAAGAAAGCGAGGUCACGUCUCGCAGUGUGCUGUAGCAGCACCAUAGAAGAAGAAGAUGGAUCCUCGGGUUGGAGCUUUACUACCUUCACAUAAAUAGAAAUACAUUUAGGAACCAGAUUUUAAAUACGCUUCGAAGAUGCUAAGCAGUAAUCAUAUCAAGGAGAGACAGUACAUGGUAUUAAAUCUAUCAAAUACAAUUCGUCAAAAUAAUAAGUUAUUUAAAAUUAGGUUAUCAAUAUUUAGUGUUUCCUCGUCUGGUCCUAAGAACAGCUUCCAAUCGCUUUUUCAUGGAUCGAAUAAGUUUAUUUACUUGAUCUUAUUCAAUGCUAUCUCAUUUUUGAGGUCCGAUUUCGUGACUGGUUACAGAAUGUCUAGCCAGAACUUUUUUCCCAUAGAUGUUGAUAUCCCCUAAAAUUUCUUCUGUAUAUCGCUUCGCCGUUAAUCGUUCUGCUCCACCACCAAUUUCAAUAAAAACCAACUCGGUUUUUGUUUCCAUUGAAAUUCCCGCCCAAACCUCCUCCAGAAGACACGUUUUCUUUCAUACAGACUGCGCGAAUCUUUCUUCAGGUCUUCCUCUCUAUCGCUACCACACUUUACUUUUGUCUGAGAAGAGAACGGAGUCCUAUUGUUCGUCAGUCCAAUUGAGCAGCUUCAUCAUUUGUUGUGUCCAUUUGCAGGUAGAAUUCUUUGUUGUUGUGUUCCAUAGCUAACUGAUAGUGGUGGAUCAGGUAGAUAACCUUUUCUAACGGUCAAUUACCACUAAUUAGCCCUAUUAUAAACAAGUAUAAAAGAGUGGCUAGUAAUCAUAAGAUAUAAUUGGAUUGUUUUUAAAAUAAUCAAGCUAUUUAAAAAUAUGUUUGGUUCAUUAGAUUUAGAAGGUGAUUUUUCUGUUUUUUAGGAUUGUGCAUUAAUUUUGGCGGCUCAGUAUAUUUUAUUUUACAUGGAAUUCACCGACUACAAUUUUUUUCAUUUCAACAAAUUCCAAUUUACGAUUUUAUGAUAGAAUUUAAUUACUUUUUUAUUGAUAUCUCCUGUAAUAUUUUCAGAAUAUGAAAUCAAUCCAAUAACCCUAAUUACAAAACUACAAAAUAAUCAUUAGAUUUUUAAAAUACAGUUUUUGUUGCAUAGUUGCCAUGUUGUGAAGUUCGUAGUUGCACGUUCUCCAAUCAGAUGAUUCUUUUGUAUUCUAUUUCAAGUUUUUUUUUAACAACUUGUUGUGAUAUUUUUUUGUCAAGCACAUUUUGAAAGGUGUUAUUUACAUUUACCGUUUAGAAAGAAAACUUGUUUAAAAAAAUGAAAAACGAAGCAAAAAAAUAUUUAUAUGUGAUGUUAAUAUUUAAAUCUUAAACAUUAUUUUAUAGAUAUUUGUAUAUACUUUGACAUAAUUUACAUUGUGGUUGAUGUAUUAUUUAAGCACUACUACUAUUUUAUGUGAUGACAUAAUAAUUUUAAAAAUUAUUAGAUUAAGUUUAAUACAGUGUUUACAAUAAGUAAUAUUUCUACAAAAACAGUUUUUUUCAAAUGACACAAUUGUGAAUACAACAACUAGAAAUUAA